Messenger RNA from Odontomachus brunneus, 10963 nucleotides. Its product is annotated as FERM, ARHGEF and pleckstrin domain-containing protein 1-like. Lineage: Eukaryota; Metazoa; Arthropoda; Insecta; Hymenoptera; Formicidae. The transcript has 11 exons. Gene Ontology annotation, cellular component: cytoskeleton. Bases 744 to 10760 code for a protein of 3338 amino acids. The record is from RefSeq and is a predicted model, not a curated record. Gene Ontology annotation, molecular function: cytoskeletal protein binding; guanyl-nucleotide exchange factor activity.
GCCACCGCCCUUCGUACCGUCGCGACCUCGGUAGACCGGCCCUACCUCUGCGGCGCGUCCGCGUCCGUACGCACGCAUGCACGCACGCACGCAACGAGACGCAACGCUAACGCAACGCGACGCGACGCGUCGCGACGUAACGACGACCUGAUUGAGCGCCACUGCGCUCGUUUCGCGUGUAAUUCGCGCUCAGGCGGAGAGCAACAGCGGAGACAUCGGUUGGUUGCCCACCGUAGACGCCGUGAGUGAGUGUGUGGGUACACACGCGCGCGCGCUCGCUCGUUCGCUCGCUCGUUCGUUCGCUCGCGCGAAUUGUGUGUGUGUGUGUGUAUAUAUGUGCGCGCGUAUGUGAUGGGUCUGAUUCGGGGCUCUCGUAAGCGCUCGAUGGUCGAGCAUCGUCGCGCACACGUCGCCGCACCUACGUCGGGCGGCGCCGCGAGAUCGGCCGCGAGCACCGCCACCCAUUAAACGACCGCUCGUCGUUCUCCGUCGCGACGAAGACGCGAGAUCAGUCGGCGGAAGUGCCGGUGCGGAAGUGUCGGUGUUCAGUGAUCAAUGAACUCUGCUUGAUGCGUACUGGUAUCGAGGCGUGCUAGCAGCGGUACACACAAACAGCGACGAGGACAGCGGCUGUGGUGACGGCGACCCGGCAGAUAUGAUGACAUAAUACGGAUUUAUCGAUUGAACUCUUUUUGAGAGAACACGCAUUAACAGUUUCUUCAUAAAACAAUAGAUGCUCGAAAAUGAAUGAUAUAGAAGGUUUUGGCAUGAAGGGUACAAAGAUGCCUCAUAGUCAUUCUACACCAGCUGGUGUGGACGGAGGUAGUAGAACACCUCCAGCAACACCGCGGAAAGCUGGAAAAAUGCUCGCAGUACGUGUACAGAUGUUGGAUGACAGUAUUACAAUGUUUCAAGUGCAGGCCAAGGCGCUAGGUAGAGUGUUGUUUGAUCAAGUUUGUAAGCAAUUGCAUCUUUUAGAAGCGGAUUAUUUUGGUCUUGAGUAUCAAGAACCGAACUUAACAAGAUAUUGGUUGGAUUUGGAGAAACCAGUGUGCAGACAAGUCGGUUUGUCUUUAAUCGAUCCUCUAUUGAGGUUCUGUGUUAAAUUUUAUACGCCAGAUCCUGCACAACUCGAGGAAGAGUUUACAAGAUAUUUAUUCUGUCUACAAAUUAAACGGGAUUUAGCUCAAGGUUUACUGCAAUGCAAUGAUAACACAGCAGCAUUGAUGGCCAGUUAUAUCGUCCAAGCUGAAUGCGGGGACUAUGUGAUAGAAGACUAUCCAGACCAUACGUAUUUAUCAACAUAUAAAUUUGUGCCUCAUCAAGAUCAAGAAUUGGAACGACGUAUUAUGGAGAAUCAUAAGAAACACGCAGGUCAAUCUCCUGCAGAGGCAGACCUCAAUCUUUUAGAGACAGCUCGACGUUGCGAACUGUAUGGAAUGAAAAUGCAUCCAGCUAAGGACCAUGAGAACGUUCCGCUAAAUCUAGCAGUGGCGCAUAUGGGGAUCGUGGUAUUUCAAAAUUAUAAUAAAAUAAAUACAUUCAGUUGGGCCAAAAUCAGAAAAAUCAGUUUCAAACGGAAACGUUUUUUAAUCAAAUUGCAUCCUGAGGGUUAUGGUUAUUAUAAGGACACGGUCGAAUUUUUCUUUGAGGGACGUAAUGAGUGUAAAAACUUUUGGAAAAAAUGUGUAGAAAACCAUGGUUUCUUUCGUUGCUCUGUAGUUAAAAGAGUCGUAAGGCAGAAGACUAGAGUGCUUAGCCGUGGAUCGUCGUUCAGGUAUAGCGGCAAGACUCAGAAACAAAUCGUCGAAUUUGUUCGGGACAAUUAUGUGAAGAGGCAAACGUUUCAAAGGUCCAAUUCGUUCCGGCAGACUAGCGGUGGUAGGGCAUUGCAGGGCUCGGAGGGGGGAGGCUAUCGUGGGGCCACUCCAAGCAGCUCCCUUAUGGGCAGCUCCAGCAUCUCUGCCCACCCCCUCCUGCCCCUCGGCGAUCCUGCCCUGGCAACCCCAGCUCUGUCUCUGUCAUGCGGCUCGAUGACACUGGAUUCUCCGACGACUGUGACGAGUGUCUCGAUGGGCGGGACGAUUCACCGUCGAGAAGACACAGCUACGUCAUUUCGGACUCUCACCUCUAUCGACGUCCAUUCGCCAGCUACCCCCAGCCAGGUCCCAGCACCGCGGCAGAUGCAUGCUACCAGUCAACAACGGAUUUCAUCAACAGGUCGUAUCAGCCCCUCUAACAGCAGUCCCCCUGAAUUCCCACCACCACGACCUAUGCCCAGACACCCCUGGCAACGGUCGGCUAGUUGUCGCGAGCUAUAUGCUUCUAGUUUCGAGGAUUCCGGUAAAGCGCGACCGCGGGACGAUAAGGUCACCGCGGAGCCUCUAUUAGAGCCAUUCCAAUUGCCUUCUCAGGGCGAACUAGAUAACCCCGUGACACGUUACGACGAGAGUAAUCGUUCGUAUAGCGCUGCUAGUUCGAAAUUACCCUCCUUAGAUCACGAUUCUGUCCCCGAGCGAGUCUACAGCAGUUCCUACCCGGGAACGUCGUCGUUGUCUACCGAAUCGGGUCAUGAGGAAUCGGGUCCCGCUGGAGAUCUGUCUCACGACGAUCUCUCGCACGAUUCUUACGAGCUUUUAGAACGCGAGCAUGAAUUCGAGUAUCCGGAGUCGUAUUCUAGCCCGCACGACGAGCACGAACCAAUAUCCGAUCAGAGUGACGAAGGGAUCGAGCACGAGAUGUUCCAAAUGGAUUCCGAGACCGAUUCCUUCGUCAAGCACAGAUCGUUGAAAGCUACCGAGAAACAACAAUACAAGUCCGCGCUCACUGAUCUUAAAAACUCUAGAACUAAGUCCAUCGAUCGGUACUCAGCCGUAUCUAAGCCAGAUGGUGAUUACAUUAUCACCGAAUCUAGGAUACAACGGUCGAGCACACAGAUAGAACGCAAGUUCGAGACACGACACGCCAAUUCCGUGGAACAGCCGUCCAAGACCACUGUUUCACAUCAGGAUUCCGCCAGAAAAGAUCCCGUUAUCUUGCAGGUACAGAAACAAAAGGUUUCUGUCCUGAACGAAUUAAAGAACCUAAAACCCAAAUAUAAGAUUACUCACGUAGACUCGGAGGUUUUGCGAGACGAGGGUAUCAUGCGUCCCAAAUCGCGAAUAGACGACGACUUGAGCCCGGUCGACAGUAGUAGAACGACAUUUGAUCACAGUGCGAGAGGUAGGACGACCAGAGCGCGUAGUAUCGCCAGUUUGGAGGAUCACGCGCCGCGGUUGUACGUCGAGACAGGUAGCUUAGGCCGGGGACACAAGUCUAGGGAUAGGAAAUCGCGGGAGGUGGACGUUAAGAUUGAGAAAGUCUUGUCGAAGAUGCAAGAAAAGGAGCGUAGAAGCGUCGAGAGGGAGGAACGAAAGCGGGUUGAGAGGGAUUACUCGAGUCGGCGAAUGGACAAGAACGAUUCUCGAGAACGUCGCUCGAUGGAUCGGCUGGAUUCGCGCGAACGGAAGUCGGACGGGCACGGCCGUCGUAGUAUAGACCGGGUCGACAUGCGCGAGUUGCGUAGGAGCAUCGAGCGGCUCGACGUGCGCGAGAGGAGUUACGAGCACCUGGACUCGAAGGAAAAGAGUGCCUUUUAUUACAGUGAUUUCUACGAAAUGCGUGGCAAGAGUGUCGAUCGUUUAGACUCUCAAGGAUUACGCAGUAGUAUGGAGUACCUAAGAAGUCCUAAGGAGAGAAACAAUCAUCGGCAUUCGGAUACGCGGGAGCGCAGAGAAAGGAGCAUCGAGCGAAUCGAUUCUCGAGAGUCGAGGAAGAACAGAGCAGCCUCCAUCGACUACGAUCAGAGGCAUACCUUGGAGCGUUUCGAUUCGGGCAAUAGGAGCCCGUUCGAGCGGUUGACUCCGAAGGAACAGCGGAGAAUGAGCAUAGAGAGGCUGGACUCCCAAAAGUCGACAUUCGACUUUGAUCCGCGUGCGAUUGAACGUUUGAAAUCGUUGGAGCGUUACGAGCAGAGAGAUCGUAGUUACGAGAGGAAGGUCGAAUCGAGAAGCACCGAGCGAAAGAGUCUGGAGAAGCUGGACUCGCGCGAGCGAAAGUACCUGGGACGUUUGGAGUCGCGGGAAGGCAGGAGUCUCGAAUGUCUGGAUUUGGACAAUGCGGAGCGCAGAAAGAACAUCGAGAGAAUGGAGUACAAAGAUCAAAAGAGAAGCAGGAGCAAGCCCGAGAGAGGCAAGUCAGAGGAGAAGCCGCGAGAACGCGACGAUUGGAAGAGCCUGGAGAAGGCGCGAAAAGACGACGAGAGACGCGAACGCGAGCGACAGGCGAAAUUGUCUAUCGAGUCUCGCACGGAAACUGUCAUCGGCGUGCCGCACGAGGUGGAGAAUUUCAAACCCAAGGCCGUGUUCGCUGAGUACGAGCCGAAGGUGGUCGGCGGCAUCGUGCUCGGCUUCGACGAGACUGCGUUGCCCGGCCACGUGCCGGUGGAACGCACCAAGAGCGAUCCGAAUCCCGCGCGGCAGAGAUUAGGCUCCAACAGCAAGCGGCACAUGCUGAUGCAUCAGAAGUCCAUCGACCUAACUCCGGCCGAUUCCGGCGACGAGGAGCCAUUCUCGGAUAGCGCGACAAUUCAGAAGACUAAUGUCGACAUCCCGUAUAUACUGCACAAGAGACACGUGAUGAACGGCACCGCAUCCGACGAGAAAUCCGAAUCGGACAGUAGCAAGACCUCGAAGAACGUCAAGAGCAUCGCCAAAGACUUGCCGAAGUUGCCAUUGAAAAUAGUAACCGACAUUUCGUACUUCGAUCUGACUAAGCUCUCUUCGAUAGAUAAGGCUAGCAAUAAACCACCUCCGGAUAAACCGAAGACCAUCGCGGUUACCACCACCACGAGACCGAAAUCUAUAUUGAGCCCGUCGGACAAGCCGAAGAGUAUUUUAAGUCCAACGUCGAAACUUUCGCCCACUGAUCCGAAGAGUAUCGUUUGCAGUUUAUCGCCCACUAACCGAAGCCCUUCGAAAGUAAACGCAAAGACGCAGGCUUCCGAUAAACUGUCACAAAAGGGCGGCUCGUUAGAUAGAAACAGAGCGGAGGUUAUCAUCGAAGAUUACACGUGCAAAAAAUCCUCAAGUCUGGAUAAGAAGCCAUCGAAAUUAUCGCCGGUGGAACCGAAUGUCACCAUUAUCUCGACGCUGGAGAAACGCUCGCCUAAGAAGUCACCGACCGAUCCUAAUGUGACUAUCGUCUCUAUGAUACAGAAAAAGAAAUCGGCAGACGGUGCACCGAGAAGUCCUACUAACGUCGCGAAAGUAGUGGACAUCAAACUGAAGGCCGCUCUGAACUUCGCCGAUAUCGUGGGUAUGGAGAUGAAGCAAAACCUGGAACGUCGGGCGAAAGUGGAGAAGGAUAGUCUGAAGAUGCCGGACGACAGUUUAGAAAAGCAAGACAGUAUCGAGAAGAUACCGUUGCCCGAAAUACCUCCUGUUGAAAUGCUGGAGGAUCUGGAGAAAAUUACACUCACUGCAGGUGACCAAGCAAGAAGCGUCGACCAGAUGAUUAAGGAGCCGAUCUAUUCGCCGAAACGAGCCGUUGACGACUUGUCCGCGUCCGACGAUGAUCGGAAGCAGAACAAUGUGCAAUCUGUGGUAGCUGAAGUUCAUAUCUCGGCUUCGAUUAAGACGGAAAUUACGGCGGAGAAGCCACCGAUUCCGGAGAAACCGAAGACGCUGGAGAAACCGAGUAUUCCUGAGAAGACGAAACGAAUCUUGGAGAGGAUAGAAUCGAAAUUCUCGGAGGUCAGUAAAAAUUCCGCCACGAAAAUCUCGAGACCUAAGAUCAUCGAUACGGGAUUCGAUGAUUUCGUGGACCCAGUCGCCGACUUGCCUUUGGACGAAGUGCCUGUGAAACCUGCUUUAGAAUUGGAUAGCCUUAAAGUUCCUGAAUUCGUUCCCUUCAUGUUGAGACCGCACGCGGAACCGUUAAGAUCGAAGUCCCUGUCGCUGGCGGAAGAGAAGGCACCGAUCGACACUCUGCUCUCACCAGAGAUGGAGAACAAACAUUUUGUGCAAGAUGUUUCUCCUAAGAGGGUGAAGAAAGUGAAGUCCGAGCCGAAGAAAGACUUUAAGAAGCAAUCAAAAUCGUUGGAGGGCGAUAAACCGCCGCUGAAGAAAGCCGCGUCGAAGGAAUCGCGUGCCACGGCGGUGAAUACAAAAAUCGAUAAGUCCAAGUUGAAACUCGGCGAAAUGCCGCAAGAAAUUAUAAUAAUUGACUCGACCGACGUGGCGCCUGAGAUCAGCAUUGUUCAGAAAGGUAGAUCAAAAUCCGUAACCAGAUUGUCCGACAAGCCAUUCUCCACGUCGAAGGAUGAGAAGGAUGACACGAAAACACGUGCGAAAUCCGCCUCCGUCGAUGACGAUUUGAUUAAAGGCGCUGUGAAGUCCGAGAAAUCCAGACCGAAGUCACUGGGAAUAUCGAAGAGCUUGGGAAGCACGGAGAAGAAAGACUCUGUCGAAAAAAUCUCUCCAAAGAGAACCAUCGCCUCUAAAGCUGCCGCCAAGCUGGAUUCAAAAGUUGAAAGUAAACCUCCCGUGGCGAAAGAUGCGGUAUCGAAGCAGGAUUCGAAAGUGGCACGCGGUAAAACGGCGGCGAAACCGGAACCGAGCACCGAGGAAGCCGUUGUCGAGUCGAAGCAAGUUCGACAGGAAAAAGACUCUAAGCCGUGUGUUAAGCCUGACGUGGUGAUCGAUCAGCUGGCGAAUGUUAAACAGGUCGUAGCGGUUGAUGGAUCUAGGGAAUCCGUCAGUAAGGAGUCAGUGAAGGUGGCAGAAAAAGAGUCGACCAAGGAGCCAAGUAGAGAACCGAGCAAAGAGCCGACAAAGGACAGCGUGAAGAAGACUGCGCUCGCUCAAGAUCUAACCCAGCCUCCGUUGGUGUUACGCAAACCAGGACAGACACCGAUACUGUUCGCUCGCGCGCGUCUCGGCCUUUCGGAAGGCAGCGGCAUUGGCGUACUUCAACGUCAAGGUGCCACACAGUCACCCACCUCUCAACGACGCGCCAAGUCUUUGGACGCCGCGGUGAUCUCCGUGCACAGACUUCCGCCAGCGAACGCGUUCUCCAGUAAAGACGACACGGUGGACAUGUCGGAGAACAUGGAGGAUAAGGAGAACGCCGGUGAGAAUGAAGCCGCGCAAAGUGCGAGCGCGUCGAAGGUGCAAUCGAUGCAGAUAGAGGCUUCCCCGAAUCACAAGUCCGAUAGCACCGAUCACACGACUGUUCCGGAGAUCUGCACCGAUUCUCUGUCCGUCACCGAGACCUCAGCGCAGUAUCUAGAAUCACCGUUGACGGAGUGCAACGAAAUCGUGGCCAGCGUCGAUCUGAUACCUUACGAGCAGGAAAGAAUACCAUUUAUGGGUUAUAAAGACGGAAACGAGGCGCAAACGUUGAAGAUCGCGGAGGAUGUCAAGGUGGACGAGGCGACGAGAUUCAUCGAUCAGAGUUCCGUCGAGUCCAGCGCGGAACAAGAAGCUUGUCAGGAGAAAGUUGGCGUUUCGAAAGAUAUUCAGCCAGAGAAAGACAAGUCGGCAGUUUUGAUAAUCUCCGUGAAGAAUAUCAAUGUGGAAACGGUUGUUAGCAAGCAAAAACAAACCGAACUACCGACUGCUAUCGAAAGUCACGUCGAGGAAACAGAUACUGCGAAAAUCGACGAAACGACGAAAGCACCAUCUCGCUCGGAAAUACAAUUUACUCUUGUCAAAGCCGAGGACUCGAAAAGCUCGUCCGAGAGGGAUGACGUUCCCGACGUGACUAUAAGUGCAGUCAGAGAAGACGAAGAAUCCUUCCCUAGACGCUACGAUCAGGACGAUCCUCCAGAUAUGGUCAGGUCGCCGAUACAGAUAUCUAUCGAAGAGUGCUCGGACGAUGAGGUGAAUCCGGAAGAAGAAGAGGAAGAACUAGAACGAGAACAAGAGAUUGACGAGCGCGAAGAGGAGGAGAACAAACGACUCGACUCCCUCGAUACGAGCGAAGACACACUCGACGCACUCGACACGCAGGUGCAGAUGCGAGGUGUCGACAGCGAGCUGAGUUCACCUGAUUAUGGUGUCGAUAAGAUGGACGAAAAGACAUUGGUUGAAGUCGAGUUAACGCCCGAAUAUCUAGAAAUGCGAAAGGAAGACGAAGAGACUGCGGAAGAUCUGCCUGAAGACGAACCGGCCAAGGAAGCUGCAGAGAUUGCAGACACUAAUCGUUUGUCCAUCGACAGGAAGCUCAGAUUGAGCACCGAACGUUCGAGGAGCGAGGAGACCAACACUUGGACACCAGACAGAGAAGAUCCAGACUCCAGUUCGUGUUCCAUCGCGCGGCCGUUGGGAAUCGGGCAGAUACAACCGAUAAUAGAUCGUCGAGAAAUUGCCAUGAUCGAAGGCGCUCGUAACAGCGGCUCCCUGGAGGAGGACAUUAGCAACGGGUCGCAGCCUCCGCUGAAACAGGAGAUGAGUUCCACGUGGAAGUCGUUCCCGCUCGAGAGCUCCGGUAGCUCCAGUUUGGAGGAAGGCUGGGCGCCUCAGGACGAGAAUAACGCGCAACAAUCGCAAAGUGAAGACAGCAACGGCCAAAACGAGGACAGUUUUCAAGAGGACCUAGCAGACUUUCCCGGCUCUUUCAUCUACCCCAUUGGACCCGAGAUAUUGGCCAACUACGGCGCUUUCUCGCUCUCGCGCACUUUAUCUAGAAUAUCCGAGCGAUCAACCACGUCAGAGCAAGACAAGAGCGAUUUGGAAGAUUCCUUCAAGCCCAGUUCGAGGUCGCCAAGCCUUGACGACGAGUCUCUAAUAUCGAGCGAUCACCAGCCGUCCUUGUCGUCGGAUCCUCCGUCCGGAACGGCGUUACCAUCCGUUUCCGACGACCGCAGAACUUCCUCCGAGUUACCGGACAUCCCUAUAGACGUGAUUGGCGCUCAAGAGGACGACUCCAGGUCGCCGCGAGCGAACAGGCGUUCACGGUUGCAGCUGCAAAGCUCUGAAGACUGGCCAUCGCCACCGAGUUCUCCUGUCUUCGACACACCGGUGAUGAGUCACGUAGAGACGUUUUACAUGGAGAUCAAGCCGGAAGAGGCAGUUAAAGUCACCGUGACGGACAGCACUGAGACACCCGUUCAGGCGGAGCAAGACAGCGACUCCAGCGAUGAGAAUAGAACCCUGCACGACGAUCUUCACUCGACUCUCUUGGAGGACGGACAAAGUUCAACUUCCGCGACGGUCGACGGUACGGUUAAGAUAGCGGUAAAACCGAAAUCGAAUUCGUAUAUAACCGGCUCGUCACACAGCGAAGAUACGUCAAUGGGCCUAUCGAUGUCCGAGUGGUCUAGCUCGAACAACACUGUGCGCCAAUUUUGCCAAUACUCCGGCACGAAAUCUGAUGACAACUCAUUGGCGGAACUCGGCGCCUCGAUCUCCGACUGGUCGGGCAGCACGACGGUGAUACCGCAACAGUACUAUUCGACGAUGGCCGCGGACAAGAGUCAAAGCGACACCACGACGUCCGAUAGGAGCGCGACGAGUAUGCGACCCAACUCCAAAUGUCAGACCGCUGACAGUUCCUCCCUUCCGUCACCACCGUCCCCGUCCUCGUUCCCACUGCCCCUCUCACCACCGCUGCCUUCUCCUCCCGCGACGGCCACGUCUGCGUUUCAAUUUGAACACGAAGUCGUCGGUCCCGCGGUCGAAACGCAGCACGAGGCUUCGCAAGACGACGAUACACUCGAGGACGACGAUUCCACGCGGCAAAGUCGCACGCAUGGCGACGAGUUUGACGAAGCGCGACGGUUCAUCGAGAGCCAGUUCGAUGAACACCGUCGGCUGCGUCGCUACGAUGACGAGCAGCAGGUUGCUUACCCGGAAUACACCGACAUCUCGCCACCUCGCAUUACUCUGCGGAAUGAAUACGACGAGGCGAUUGACGAUGACUUCCAAAUGGUCCCAGACGAGGAGACAAUUUGCGUGGACGACACGGCACUACCGAUACCCGAGGAGGACGAAGAGGAUCAAUUGUACGAUAACGUGCCCGCUAUGAAGUAUUCCAGUAGCGACAAAGUGCGAAUGGAGGUGGGCCGCGGCGAUAGCUCGGAGGACAUGCAUGAGAAAUACGCGGAUCUCACGUUACAGUCGAGAAUGGCGGAGGAUGAUUGGUCCUCCGAGGAGCGGAAGGACGUGCCGGAGACGACGAAACCGAUAAGGAUCAUGAGUAAGUUCGAUCGCGGUUUCUCCGAACCAAGUCCUCACGAGUCGGGCAGGUACCAAGGCACGAGAUCGACCGAGCGACCCGUGAUGGUACCUAUCAGAGCGAAGUCGACCCCGUACUACUCCACGACGAGCUUGAGUGGCGAGUCGACCACGUCCAGUCCGCCUAUGCAGAUCAGAACACAAAUCAGAACGAAGACGAUGCCGUAUUCAUCGAGUCGCAGUCCACAGAGCGAGGGUGACACCUCCUCGAGCAUGGACAGUCCGGCGCACACACCUGACCGAGGUCAAAGGGCCUUUCGCCGGAAACGGCAGCAGAACGUCAAGAGACGACACCGCGUGGCUGUCGAUCUUGAGAUCAAGGACGGCCACAUAGUCUCUAGCACGGAUUCUAGCUUCGACGUGACGACUAUACCGCCGCCUCUAUUGACGGAGGGUCAGAGUCUUGACGUGGACGACGACGAGGAUGACGACGAGAUGUCCGAGACGAAAGACGAGAGGGAACGACGUCGCCAACAGCGUUGACACGAUGUCGGCGAGCGACGCUAAAAACAGACGCUCGAGAGGAAGUGAGCUCGAGAGCUGAUAGAAGAAGAAUAGAAUUCGUAGGGAGAGUUUCCAGUCGCGUGGAAUUGAACGCACACUUAGAAUUGAUAGACUCAUGCCGUUCUUCGUCGAACAAACAAACAAGCAAACAAGCAAGCAAACGAACGCGCGCGCGAUUGGUC